GUCCAUCAAAACCACCAAGAAAAUGAAGUUAAUUUUCGUUGUUUUCAUCAUCGUGGCCCUGUCUGGCCUUUCACGGGCCCUCAAGGAUCCAAUUUGUGGACAAAAACCGGCCCAGCAUGGCUACGGAGAUUUGUUCUGCGCAGCCGCUUUUCCAAGAUUUAGCUAUUAUCCAAAUUUGAAGGAGUGCCAGAAAUGGUUGUAUAGCUGUGGAAUCACGAACGAGAAUCAUUUCAAAACGAAAGAGGAGUGCGAAGCUAAAUGCAAGGAAUAGUAGAAGCCACAAAUGUUUCGUUCCUUUCUCUCUCUUUUGAAUCAUGGCGUCAGAGCACUCUCAGUAGUUCUGAGCUUAAAAUAAGACCUGAAAAGAGAGUUUCCGAACCACAAUGCAUAAUUCCAUCAUA
Drosophila persimilis is the source of this 401-nucleotide messenger RNA. RefSeq names its product kappaPI-actitoxin-Avd3a. NCBI's taxonomy places the organism in Eukaryota, Metazoa, Arthropoda, Insecta, Diptera, Drosophilidae. Gene Ontology annotation, molecular function: serine-type endopeptidase inhibitor activity. The coding region runs from base 23 to 271 and encodes 82 amino acids. The transcript has 2 exons. The record is from RefSeq and is a predicted model, not a curated record.